Molecule: messenger RNA, 1653 nt
Organism: Spirodela intermedia
Lineage: Eukaryota; Viridiplantae; Streptophyta; Magnoliopsida; Alismatales; Araceae
Source: the annotation of a GenBank genome assembly
AUGGCCGUGCCGCUGCUUGCAAAGAGGAUCGUGAAGAAGCGCACGAAGAAGUUCAAGAGGGCCCAGAGCGACCGCAGGAUCUGUGUCAAGGUCAUGCACUAUUCCCUUCUUCUUCCCCCGCUCCUCCCCAAUAUUUUUUGAGAGCAGCUAGUGUUUAUCUUUUUAGCACUCGCAUCAGUCGAACAAUUUAAUGUCUUCUAAACUCGUACGGUUGGCUAUUCAUGUAUUCCAAUGAUUAUUGACUGGUUUAUGUGUUCUUGUUUACUUAUCUGAAAUCAUCUCUAAUAGAGAACAAAGUAUUUAGUCUUUUGGAUCAUGGAAGACAUAAUUUUCUUUGUUACGGAGAGUUUUUAUAAGAUUUGUUAAUGAUAUGGCUUAUAUUUUAUUAGAUUCUGGUCAGUGUCUUCUCUUAAUAUAAGAGUGACCUGUUUGAAGUUUUUGGUUGAUGAGGCCAUGUAAUUGUUCCUCCAUGCUGAAGUCUCUGGGAAAUAGAAUCAAUUAGAAGUUAUGUAUUUGGUACAGGCCAGAAAAAUAAUUCACAUACCAGGAUUUCUAUUGCGAACGAAUAAUCUCUCAAAUGGGAUUUUUAUGUACCCUCAAAGGUGGAACCUUUGGUGAGUUUUUUUAAGCAUAUGAAGCAGAGUAAUCAAUCUUUUAAAUAUGCCCCAGUAAUAUGAGAACAGUUUGAUCUUGUUCACGCGGACAGGCAACCUGGUGGUAGAUUCUAGAGCAUUUCAUCUUCGGCUGUCAAUUUUGGAUAUUAUAUUCAUAAUGAAUUAUAUUUUUAAUAAAUUGAUCCGAUUGUAUCGGGUGGUUAUUAGUCCCAAUAUUUUUACCCUGCUGAGUCAUAUUUUUACUGGAAGAGAAAACUCUAAAGUUUCUGAAAUAUUUUUAAAAAUCCAAAACCCGGUGGAUAUUUCUCUAGUUUUGAAUUCAUCUCUUUUUAUUGAUCAAGAAUUUUGUGAACUGGAGCCAAUAUUGGAUUCGACCCUGAAUCUGUUAAAUUGAUUUUGGUUCUAUGAUGACAGACAAACUGGCGCAGACCCAAGGGUAUUGAUUCUCGUGUCAGAAGGAAGUUCAAGGGAUGCACUCUCAUGCCCAACAUUGGCUAUGGUUCCGACAAGAAGACCCGCCACUAUCUGCCGAAUCGGUUCAAGAAGUUUGUGGUCCACAAUGUCAAGGAACUGGAGCUGUUGAUGAUGCAUAACAGGUUAUAGUCUGCACCUUCAAUGACCCUCUCUAUUACUCAUGGCUUGCACUGAUUAACGACUUUAGGGUAACUCUCUCUUUCUUUCUCUCUCUCCCUUGCUGGUUGGUACUGUGGAGGGUUGGGCCGGUCCUCUCUGGGCCGGGCCCGGGCUUCACAAUGUGUUCAGUUAUUUGAGGCAAUUUUUCAGGCUCUUCUCUGGUAUGGGCCCAUUGAUGCCCAUUUAUACCUUUAGGGCCUACAUUGAUGGAUGAAUUGUAUAAAUUGCUUGCAUUAUUGUAACUCUCUCUCUCUUUCUCUCUCUCUCUCUCUUCAGGACUUACUGUGCCGAGAUUUCCCAUGACGUGUCAACUAGGAAGCGCAAGGAGAUUGUGGAGCGGGCUGCUCAGCUGGACAUCGUGGUCACUAACAAACUGGCGAGGCUGCGCAGCCAGGAAGAUGAGUGA